GCUUUUGCGUAAAUUUUUUGAAAAUUUCAAAAUUUAAGUUAUCAUAGACAGCAUGGGUCAAAUGCAAAAUGACACGAGAAACUGACGGCAUAUGACGGUUCAAGCAGGAUAUUUGAUAGGUCCGUAGUAUGUGUCAUGUGUCAUGGGAUCUAGGCUUGGGCUGUAGUUUUAUGUUAAUGUAGGUCGUUGGCCUCAACCAUACCAAAUCUUCUUGUACCUUAUCUUAAAUAUAAUAUGUCAACAGUGCAAUUGCGACAUACCGAUUCAUACGUCACUGAUUGAAACUGAUUUCAACACCGUCUUCAGACUUCUGGCAGUAGUACACGUCAAGUGUAUUCCUAGGAUGUUUUGGUAAUUUCAAGCAGAGGUCAAGUGUGUCGGCGUCCAUGGUUCUGUCUAAUUGCAAAAUAUGAAACCCAGCCUACCACUGGCAAUGAGGAGAGUUACAGAUCGUCCUAACCAGAUGUAAUCAAGUCUUAUUUCAUAUGGCCAGUCAUUUAUAGAUGAACAACGAUGUCUUUCUUCAGGCAAUUCCGUUUAAUAUUUUGGAAAAAUUUCAUCUUGCAAAAGAGAAAGCCAUGUGUGACAGUAUUUGAGGUCUUACUCCCAGUGGUAUUUGCCGGUCUUUUAGUGAUCCUUCGAGAAGUGAUUAAAACGAAGGAUGUACCUAAUACAAGCAAAUACCCAAAUUUUCUAGUAUUCCCUCGGCUAUCUUUCUCCCAAGAAAUGUCCUUCCUCUUUGCACCAAACAGUCCUGCAGUUAUAAACUUUAUGAGGAACGUGUCAGAUAUUUCAAUGGCGACAGCCAUACCGUUUGAAGACGAAAGUGCUCUUAUGACAUACUUUCAAAACAUGAGUCAAGAAUCAACCGGGAGUGGUUUUUUUGGUGCUGUGAUCGUAGAUGGCGACUUCCCUGAAAAUGGAAGUUUGCCACGUCAGCUCAGCCUGAGAAUUCGACCAACCUCCAACAGCGACGACCGAUGGGAUACAAGGCUCAUGUAUCCUUUCUUACCGACGAAUGACCCCAGAACGAAUGAAUUUGAUGGAGGGAGCCCGUACUACGAGAGACGAGGGUUUCUUUCAAUGCAGUUAUCCUUAGUAUAUGCGAUGAUAGAGGCGUUUAAUGGAUCCGUGAACAUAGAUAGAUACUCAAACGUCUACCUAAACAUGAUGCCAUAUCCACCGUACCACAACGAUCCUUACCUCCUCGUUCUUCAGACUUACUUCCCUCUGUUCCUUGUGCUUAGUUUCAUACUGAACGCUCUUCAAAACACCAAAAACAUUGUAUAUGAAAAGGAAAGAAAACUGAAAGAAUCUAUGAAGAUGAUGGGUUUGAGUAACUUUGCUCACUGGAGUGCUUGGUUUGCCAAAUGUUUCCUAUACCUGUUAGCAGCUACAAUCCUGUUCACGUUGCUCAGCAUGAUCCCCGUGGGACCCCUGAAUAUCAGUGUUCUCGGACAUACCGACCCAUCCCUCUUCUUCGUCUUCCUUGUGAUCUACGCCCUAUCUGUUGUAGCAUUUUGCUUCGCCAUUAGCACAUUUUUCUCUAAAGCUAUUGCAGGAGCUGCAACAGCCGGCAUUUUGUUUUUCUUGACAUACGUUCCUUACUUCUUCCUGCAAAUGCGGUACGAGUACAUGACAACAUCUCAGAAAAUUGCAGCGUGCAUUUUGCCGAAUAUAGCCAUGGCAUUUGGAUCCAAUAUCAUAGGGCUGUAUGAAGGGACAGGUGAGGGAGCACUUUGGUCAAACUUCCAUCGGCCAGCAACAGUCGAUGACAAUUUCUCUCUACUUCUGGUGAUGGUAAUGCUGUUGGUGGAUAUUGCAGUCCUUUUGCUGAUUACCUGGUACAUUGAUGCUGUAUUUCCCGGAGAGUUUGGUGUGCCACAGCCUUGGUACUUUCCAGUGCUUAAAACGUACUGGUGUGGCGCCGGGCCAAACACCGUGGAUUUGGAACACGAAAUAGGCCAAGAUAAAAGCAACGAAUCUGAAUUCUUUGAGAAGGAGCCCACAGGGCUUGUGGUUGGAGUUCAGAUAAAGAGUUUGCGGAAAGUGUUUGACUCUGGUACUGGAAAAAAGAUAGCUGUAGCGGGCACGAACUUGAAUAUGUAUCAAGGACAUAUCACCGUUUUACUUGGUCACAACGGAGCUGGGAAAACAACCACUAUGUCCAUGUUAACAGGAUUCGUUCCACCGACAAGUGGGACUGCACUUGUAAACGGAUUUGAUAUUAGGACAGACAUCGCAAAAGUGAGAGAAACACUGGGACUGUGCCCACAGCAUGAUAUUCUUUUUGAUUCCUUGACCGUUAAGGAACACCUGCAGUUCUUUGCUACGUUAAAAGGCCAUCCUGAUAACUUGGUACAAGAUGAAGUGAACGAUAUAAUGAGCAUUGUGGGACUACAAGAGAAGGGGAAUGCCCAUGCAUCCACGCUCUCUGGCGGUCAAAAACGGAAGCUGUCAGUUGGCAUAGCCCUAGUGGCAGGGUCAAAGGUGAUAUUCCUUGACGAGCCGACAUCCGGUAUGGAUCCACAGGCCCGUCGAGAAGUUUGGACUAUCCUUCAGCGUUUUAAAAAAGACCGAACGAUUCUUCUGACCACCCACUUUAUGGACGAGGCAGACAUCUUGGGCGACCGCAUAGCUAUCAUGGCAGAAGGUGUCAUCAAGUGCUGUGGUACAUCACUCUUUCUAAAGAACAAAUACGGUAGUGGAUAUCACUUAACUCUGGUAAAGAAGGAUGGGUGCGACGUCCAUGGUAUACAAGAACUAAUAACUAGCCAUAUUCCAACCGCGGCUGUCGACUGUGAUGUUGGCGCAGAACUGACAUAUAUCCUGCCGACCGACGAAUCAUCCAAGUUUGAACAGCUUUUCACCGAUAUACAGAACAAUAUGAAAACUCUUGGUAUCACUAGUUUCGGGGUGUCUGUUACAACUAUGGAAGAGGUGUUUCUAAGAGUUGGAGAAGGUGCGACAGACGACCCGGAAGUGUUCUGCAAGCCAAAUAAUCACGCUGUGAAGGCAACUGCCUCAGACAAUGGACCUAAAGCAACAGAGAGAAACGGUACAACCUACAAUGGUGCAGUCUACGAAAAUGAGGCUUUCUAUGAACAAUUCGAAACUUCGACCGGGAAAACAAGAGAAACCGGCCUGUACACUCAGCCCAGAGGACUUCUGAACUUCAACCAAAACCUGAAGAAAAAUACUGGAGUCGUGCUUUGGGUUCAACAGUUAAGAGCAGCCUUUGUGAAGAAGAUGUUGCAUACCUGGAGGAACCGCGUUAUCACCAUUGUUCAACUACUUCUGCCCAUUAUCUUCACCAUCAUUGCGCUUGUCGUGGACAAGACAUCUAAGAUAUUUGCAGAAGACCCUCCACUAACUCUUGACAUGUCUCAUUUUCGACGCAACUACGUACAGUACGCAUCAGGCUCUAAUACGUCCGUGAAUAAUCAUGAGCUGAUAUUCUUAUUUAACGAAACAUUGAAAGGGACAACGCUCAGUGACCUCAAAGGUGAAGAUAUCGGAAUAUGGCGAAUCCAUGAACUUGUAUUUUACUGACUUGGGUAAGGAAGUAGGUGUAUCGCUUUACAACAGAGAAUACAUCAUUGGGGCCACGUUCGAUGCAGAUACUUCUUCGUUUAUGAAGUUGACCGGGUUUUUCAACGGACAACUGUUUCACUCCGUAGCUAUUUCCCUGACUUACAUAUUGAAUACACUCCUGAAGUUUCACACGGAUCCCUCAUCUUCAGUCAAAAUAAUAAAUCACCCAUUACCUAAAAUGUAUGACAGUAAUAUCACAAAGACUCUCACAGAUAACUCUUUCCUCGGUUUCAUCAUCGCCUUUUGCAUUCUCUUCGGCAUGGCUUUCUUGUCCAGCAGUUUUGUUAUGUUCAUCAUAAAAGAGAAGAGUUCGCAAUCCAAACACAUUCAAAUCGUCUGCGGACUGAGGCGUUUCUUAUUCUGGCUCGGUAAUUUUGCUUGGGAUUUUGUGAAUUACCUAAUUCCGUGUCUCUUUAUUCUGGUCGUCUUUGCCGCUUUCAAGACUGAGGCAUAUACGGAAGAGCGGUUGGGUUAUGUGUUCCUCGCCUUGUGUCUUCAUGGAUGGGCAAUGCUUCCGUUCGUCUAUGCUUUUCAUUUCUUAUUUAAGACACCUGCAAGCGGAAUGGUCGCUCUAACAGUGCUGAGUAUUAUAACAGGUCUUGCCACAUUGCUCGCAGUGAUUAUCAUGAAAAUUCCAACACUUGGAACCGAAGACAUUGCCGAUGUACUCGACUGGGUUUUCAGCGUGCUUCUUCCACAUUACUGCCUGGGCCAGAGCUUCUGGGGUCUC
Molecule: messenger RNA, 4324 nt
Organism: Liolophura sinensis
Lineage: Eukaryota; Metazoa; Mollusca; Polyplacophora; Chitonida; Chitonidae
Product: phospholipid-transporting ATPase ABCA3-like
Exons: 16
Coding region: 514-3552 (1012 amino acids)
Biological process (GO): lipid transport; transmembrane transport
Cellular component (GO): intracellular membrane-bounded organelle; membrane
Molecular function (GO): ABC-type transporter activity; lipid carrier activity; ATP hydrolysis activity
Source: RefSeq, a predicted model, not a curated record